This is a messenger RNA of Orbicella faveolata, 1470 nucleotides long. RefSeq lists its product as uncharacterized. Gene Ontology annotation, molecular function: signaling receptor activity. NCBI's taxonomy places the organism in Eukaryota, Metazoa, Cnidaria, Anthozoa, Scleractinia, Merulinidae. Gene Ontology annotation, biological process: signal transduction; inflammatory response. Gene Ontology annotation, cellular component: plasma membrane. The record is from RefSeq and is a predicted model, not a curated record.
CCAUACAUGGUGUUUUGUUGGUGGCCAUUAGUGGUUAUAUUAACUUGUUUCUCGUCUUUUUAGGUCUUCCAACGUCAUCCACAGCGCUUAAACCAUCAGAUUGUGUGGCCAGCAGUGAAGACAAUUCAGUUCCUGAAAUGGUUAUCCCAUCCAAGGUCGACGUAGCCUUUGGACAAUAUGAAAAUACCAGCUACUGGUAUGUGAAUGUAUCAUGGACUCCAAUGAACGAUUCCUCUGGACACUUAUAUGGUGCUCUACUUAGUCUAGCCCUAAAUUUCAAAAACGACGUAAAUUGCACUGUACUGCGAAUGAAUCAAACGUUUCUCAACAUAAAUAUAUCCUUUUAUGGCUAUAGCUAUCCGGGACCUGUUUAUCUAUGGAUUCAUGGUCUUCCUUACCGCAAAAAAGUAAUGGAAACGGCUACAUACUACCCAAGGAAACCAACCUCAUCCACCUUGACUAGCACAACAGGCAAACCAACCUCAUCCACCUUAAGUCAAACUACAGCCAUACCAACUUCAUCCACCUUAAGUCAAACCACAGCCUCUGAAAGCGGCGGCUUAGAUUCCAGCUCUUCAUCCCCAGGUCCAUCAACUACGUCCUUUGGUACAAGUGACUACACAGCCACGAAUAAGACGUCAAGUCCCGACCACACCAUCAAGUAUGUGUUCAUUGCGACUGUGUCUGGGAUCCUGGUAGGACUGCUUCUCGUCCUUGGUUUCCUGAAAUGUAUGUUCCUGUACAUACGGCGAUCUAGGGGACGCUUCCCUGUGCCUUCAGGCUUCGAUUAUCACGCAUUAAUAAUAUUCAGCUCAAAAGAUUCCGAAUGGGUAAAAAAGAAGCUCCUUCGUCCCCUCGAGGAACAGCAUCAUUUCAAGUGCUGCAUUCACUACAGAGACUUUGAUCCUGGCAGCAUUUUUCUUGAAACCAUGGCGGAAAGCGUACAAAAAAGCUUCAAGAUUAUUGCAGUUUACUCUAAGGAUUUUCAGGAAAGUAAUUAUUGUCAGCAUGAGCUACAUCUUGCCGAGUACCGACAAGUAACGCAAGGCGACGAUUGCCUCGUGAUUAUAAGAAUUGAUGAAGCAGAACUCGAUAACCUUCCUCCAGGAUUACGUGGAAGAAGCGUAAUCGACUACUCCAAAACAGUGGAAAGACCUUUCUGGAUGAACAGACUUCUCCAGUUUCUUCAGGUCCCGGAGGAUUCCGGUAACCGGGACGCAGUUACGGGACAGGAGAGAGACACCAAUAAUCGUAUGUAUUCCCGUAUGGAGAGAAGAAUAAGAAAUUCAUUUGUGAGGCUUAACAGUACAAGCAGCAAUGGAUCAGCGGUGUCCUUUGUAUAGCCUCGCGACUCACUUAACUAGAGGAAUUGAGGAGCUGCUUCAGAAGACGCGUUCAAGAGAUAAUGAAUCAUACUGUCUUAGAUGUCACAAUCAGUGUUUACUUUGCUUUGGAGCACGUUUGCCGAGA